Molecule: messenger RNA, 2943 nt
Organism: Periophthalmus magnuspinnatus
Lineage: Eukaryota; Metazoa; Chordata; Actinopteri; Gobiiformes; Gobiidae
Gene: waca
Product: WW domain containing adaptor with coiled-coil a
Exons: 13
Coding region: 202-1794 (530 amino acids)
Biological process (GO): regulation of autophagy; positive regulation of TORC1 signaling
Cellular component (GO): nucleus
Molecular function (GO): RNA polymerase II complex binding; chromatin binding
Source: RefSeq, a predicted model, not a curated record
UCAGUAGCUCAGAGACACGGCUGUGUGUCGGAGUGGGAGAUGGACUGAGUGAGGGCGCUCUCCAACAGCCAAGCCGUUAGCAUCGAGAUACCCACUGCUCCAGUCAAAUCAGAGACGAAUGUCAGGCUGCUACCAACACGACAAAACCUAGUAUCCCUACUAGUCUUUCACAUCCCACUCAAUCACACUAACACGGCAUUGAUGGUAAUGUAUGCAAGGAAACAACCGAGACUCGGCGAUGGGUGCGACCGAAGAGAUUCUCAGCCCUAUCAGACCCUUAAAUACUCAUCUAAGAGCCAUCCAGGAGGAGACCACCGGCAUGAUAAGAUGCGCAGCGACUCCGAUGUCACUCCUCCAUGCAAAGUGCUGCGGAGGUCUGAUAGCCCUGACAACAAACACAGUGACAGCACCGGGCACAGCAGAGGGAAGGCCGUCCAUGCACAUCGGGCCCGGGAAAGGGAUGGAGGGACCAGUAAUUCACCACAAGAAAAUUCUCACAACCACAGUUCCCUUCAUAGCUCCAACUCUCACACAAACCCUGGCAAAACCUCAGACACACCUCACGAACCAGGCGACGAUUGGUCCGAACACAUCAGCUCCUCUGGAAAGAAGUACUACUACAACUGCAGGACAGAGGUGUCCCAGUGGGAGAAGCCCAAGGAGUGGCUUGAGAGAGAGCAAAGACAAAAGGAAUCCACAAAGACCGCAGUUGUCAAUAGUUUUCCCAAAGACAGAGAUUACAGGAGAGAGGCCAUGCAGGCAGCAGCAGCCCCCAGCUUUGGAACCAAGUCUGCCCAGGGGGAGAAGCCCUCUGCAGCGGCCCAGUCUUCAUCCUCUGCCUCUGGGACCUUGAACCCCUCCAGCGCACCCUCUGGUUCCUCCGCCUCUACUGUCCCUGUGUCUCCCGUGCUUCAAUCCACAACCCCUCCACUACUCCAGGACCCCAGCCUUCUGCGACAGCUCCUCCCUGCCCUGCAAACCGCCCUCCAGCUCAACAACACCAGUGUGGACAUGGCCAAAAUCAACGAAGUUCUCACAGCUGCGGUCACACAAGCGUCACUGCAGUCGAUGCUUCAUAAGAUCCUCACUGCCGGACCCUCAGCGUUCAACAUCACUACUAUCCUCUCGCAAGCGGCUCAGCUCUCCAGCCAGGCUGCUCAGCAGUCCAACCAGUCGCCAAUGUCAUUAACGUCAGAUGCCUCGUCACCACGGUCAUACGUGUCCCCUCGGAUCAGCACGCCACAGACCAACGCCGGGCCCCUGAAACCUCUGCUCAACACACAGCCCGUCAUUGCACAGGCGAAGGUGAGCUCCUCAGUGAAGCAGUCGUCUCACCCUCAGCCCUCCUCACAGCCGUCUGCCUCCAGUGAGAAGCAGCACAGCCACGAUGCUACAAACGCCUCCCCUCGGACACUGCAGCGCCAGGGCAGUCAGAGGAGUCCCUCUCCAGGCCCUAACCAGCUGUCCAACAGCACGUCCUCCUCUGCCACAGGCUCUCGGGCCUCCUGCUCCCUCACCCCUUCCCUAUCUGCACACUUUAACGACAGCCUCAUCAAGCAUGUGCAGGGCUGGCCCGCAGAGCACGUCGAGAAGCAGGCCUCCAGACUACGUGAAGAGGCCCACACCAUGGGGAGCAUCUGCCUCUCAGACAACUGCACAGAGCUCAAGAACCUGAGGUCUUUGGUCCGAGUGUGUGAGGUGCAGGCCACGCUGAGAGAGCAGAGGAUACUGUUUUUGAGACAGCAAAUCAAAGAACUUGAAAAGCUGAAGAACCAGAAUUCGUUCAUGGUUUGAGGACUGUUGGCUGUAGACGUGUAUAAGGAGAAUAUUGCACAGAGGAGCUGGAGGCAGAGCAGUUGUUGAGUUCUCUGGAGCCCAGCCCGCACACAGGAGCUGCAGUAGGCCUGCUCUGGCCUUCUUUGGACCGCUGGGCUGGGAGCAUCCAGGAGAGCGCGAGGAGCUGCUGAGGCCAGGGGACAUAAGACUUUAAUGGCGGAAACCUGUAGAUUUGUGUAGAUGUUAUUAUCUAUGUUGUAAAUAUGUUUUGUAGAUUGAAGCCAUGGAAAGCCAUGUCUAUCAAAGCUUUUGACAUCCAAACUAAUCAACGCUUAGGCGGCUACGUUCAUUAGCUAGCCUUUCUUUCAUGUUCACUUGUCUGCAGUUGAGAGUUCAUGCUGUCAGUCAGUGGAGCACCGAACCAGUGUUAUCUGCACAAGGAGGACCUGUAACAAUACUGCUGUUUAUCUGCACCUCAACACUAAAGCUAGAAGCUAGUCCUGCUCCUAAACCUCUGAGUUCACAUCCUGCUUUUAUCUUAGUACCAAAGAUGUGGUACGAGCACUUUCCAAUUACAGUACCAACUACUGUUGAUCAUCAUAAAUACUGCUUUUACCGGGGCACUGUAAUCAUUUGAUCAUAGUGCCCAAGUUCAUCAGAAUGAAGACUUUACUGACAGCAGGUGAAUUGCAUUACAAAGACAGGAGUGUCCCUGCUCCUACUCCUGCCCCUGCGUCCUGCUGUAGCACAGGACAGGUCCUCUUGGGUGCUCCUCUGGUUCAGUGGUCUGCUCUAGCUUCUGGUGGCCCUGCAUUUCCAGUCUGAAUAAACUACAGUGCCUGGUGGUGUGCUAGAGUGAGUGAUUUUAAACGGUGAGUGAGAUGUUUGGGCGUGCUGCUUUUGGACCACCCCGGCCUUCUCCGCCCUGCAGCGUCUCUGCACCUGCCGCGCCUCUGCACCUGCCCCACUGGCCGGGGCAUCUGGGUCAUUCCUUUGUACAGACAGAACACAGUUGUCAUGAAUGCUUUCGUAUGGCAGUAUGAUGACACAGGUUAGAGUUCAGUCACAGGCAAGGUGUGGGCAGAAGCGCCUCAACAGUCCGCAGGGCAACGAGAGGUCAAAGGUCAAAUGUGAAAUGUAUGUAUUGUAAUAAACAUAUUCAACUAA